Messenger RNA from Bacillus rossius redtenbacheri, 3861 nucleotides. RefSeq names its product toll-like receptor 6 (gene Toll-6). The record is from RefSeq and is a predicted model, not a curated record. Gene Ontology annotation, cellular component: plasma membrane. The coding region runs from base 1 to 3861 and encodes 1286 amino acids. Gene Ontology annotation, biological process: toll-like receptor signaling pathway; immune response; inflammatory response. The transcript has a single exon. Lineage: Eukaryota; Metazoa; Arthropoda; Insecta; Phasmatodea; Bacillidae. Gene Ontology annotation, molecular function: transmembrane signaling receptor activity; protein binding.
AUGGUUGGCGCGAGGUGGCUGUGUCUGGCAGCGGCGCUGGCGAGCCUCGGCGCCGACACGCCGCCGCCGCUGCGCUACGAGGCGCCCGACGACUGCCAGUGGUGGGUCCGCGACGGCGCAGCCGCCGGCGGCUCGGGCGACGAGGUGGCGCUCACCUGCAAGCUGCGCACCAUCAACAGCGAGUUCGACACCACCAACUUCAGCGUGAUCCCGUCCGAGCACACGACGUCGCUGCGCGUGGCCUGCAACGAGGACAUGAUGUCGCGCAGCUCGCUGGACGACCGCAGCUUCGCGCACCUGUCGCGGCUGCGCGAGCUGGUGCUGGACCACUGCAAGCUGGCGCGCUGGCCGGCGGGCGUGCUGACGGGGCUGCGCGACCUGCGCAACCUCACCGUGCGCACCCGCAACACCGACUGGCCCGCCAUGAGCCUCGAGAUCUCGCCCGAGAGCUUCGCGCCCGUGCGCCAGCUCGAGCGCCUCGACCUCAGCUACAACAACAUCUGGAGCUUCCCCGCGGGCAUCUUCUGCGCGCUCACCAACCUCGUGUCGCUCAACGCCAGCCGCAACCGCCUGCAGGACAUCAGCGAGAUGGGCUUCCGCGAGAAGGCGGCGCCGCCGCAGAGGCUGGUCAGCACGCAGGACGAGGCGCCGGGCCACGAGCCGCCGUCGCCGUCCGUGUCCUCCGCCUGCAGCCUGGACGUGCAGCUGCUCGACGCGUCCUUCAACCACUUCGUGCUCAUGCCGACCAACGGCUUCAGCGCGCUGAGGCGGCUGCGCGAGCUCUACCUGCACGGCAACGAGAUCUCCAUGGUGGGCGACCGGGCGCUGGGCGGGCUCAAGGACCUCCAGGUAUUCGACAUCUCCGACAACAAGGUGGUGGCACUGCCUCCGGAGCUGUUCAAAGACUGCGCCCCCGUCAUCAAGGAGAUAUACCUGCAGAACAACUCGAUCAGCAUGUUGGCGCCGAGCCUCUUCGCGAGUCUCGACCAUCUCAUGGCGCUCGACCUGUCCAGAAACCACUUAACUAGUGCGUGGGUCAACAGCGGAACGUUCUCCGGCCUCAUACGGUUGGUGCUUCUUAACCUUUCUCACAACAGAAUCACGAAACUCGAUCCGGCAUUCUUCAAAGAUUUGUAUACCCUGCAGAUACUCAACCUCGAGCACAAUCAGAUAGAAACUAUUCCAGCAGACACAUUCGCGCCGAUGAACAACCUCCACACCCUAAUAUUGUCCUACAACAAGCUCAAGUACCUAGAAGGUUAUUCCAUGAAUGGCCUGUUUGCACUGAGUUUGCUGUCGCUGGACAACAACCUGCUGGAAAGGGUCCAUCCAGAGGCUUUCAAGAACUGCAGCAUCUUGCAAGAUUUGAACUUAAAUGGAAACGCUCUGACUUCAGUCCCAGUUGCUCUGAGAAACAUGCAGUUACUGCGGACUGUCGACCUGGGGGAAAAUGCCAUCACUGAUUUGCACAACCCUGGGUUUGCUGGCAUGAAUAAUUUGUAUGGCCUGCGUUUGAUAGGUAAUCAGAUCACAAAUCUAACGAAGAACAUGUUCGCCAACCUGCCAUCUUUACAGAUUCUAAAUCUAGCUAGAAAUCAGAUAGAGAAAGUAGAUCGAGGUGCAUUUGAUGCCAACAAGAAUCUGCAAGCAAUUCGGCUGGACGCGAAUCUCUUGACCGACAUUCAAGGUUUGUUUGAAGGCGUGGGUAGUUUGCUUUGGCUCAACGUCUCCGAUAACCAGCUUGAUGUAUUUGACUAUUCGUUGGUUCCUUCUGGACUGCAGUGGCUCGAUCUCCACAAAAACAACAUCCAAGACCUCGGCAAUAGGAAAGAACUCGAUGCCGAACUCAAGAUGGAAACACUAGAUGCAAGCUUUAACAGGCUGACGAGAAUUUCGGCGACAAACAUACCCAACAGUGUAGAGCUCUUGUUCCUGAACGACAACCUUAUUCAUACUGUGGAGCCGCACACAUUCCUCAAGAAAACCAACCUCACGAGGGUUGAUUUGUACGCGAACCAAAUCGUUAGCAUGGACCUUAAUGCCCUCGGCCUAACUACAGUGGAGCAAGACAGGCCCCUACCGAACUUCUACAUCGGUGGGAAUCCUUUCCAGUGCGACUGUACGAUGGAGUGGCUCCAGAGGAUAAACAAGCUAAACCGCUUGCGGCAGCACCCUAAUGUCAUGGACCUCGAGAGCAUUUACUGUAAGCUACUGUACAACAGACAUCGCACGUAUGUUCCUCUCAUUGAGGCUGAGCCUUCCGACUUUCUCUGCACCUACAAGACACACUGCUUCGCCCUGUGCCACUGCUGUGUGUUCGAUGCUUGCGACUGCGAGAUGACAUGCCCCACGAACUGCACCUGCUAUCACGACCAGUCGUGGUCGGCCAACAUCGUCGAGUGCUCGAACGUCGAAUACAACAGCAUGCCUAGCCGCAUCCCCAUGGACGCCACGGAGGUCUACCUCGACGGCAACAGUUUCGGCGAGCUCUCCAGUCACUCGUUCAUCGGACGAAAAAAUCUUAAAGUCUUGUACGCCAACAACUCCAACAUCGCCGCCAUAUACAACCACACCUUCAGCGGCCUCCGGAGGCUUACAAUACUGCACCUCGAGAACAACCGCAUUCGACGGCUGAACGGUUUCGAGCUCCAGUCGCUGGAGAAUCUUCGAGAGCUGUAUCUGCAAGGAAACAGGAUCAGCUACAUCGACAACAGGACGUUCGUCCACCUGCAGCAGCUGGAGGUCCUGAGGAUAGACGGCAACAAGCUGUACAGCUUCCCAGUGUGGCAGCUGUCGCUGAACCCAUACCUGGUGGAGAUCGGGCUGGGCGACAACCAGUGGACGUGCGACUGCGGCUUCCUGCGGACGCUCCGCGCGUGGCUGCAGAGCAACCUGGUGAAGGUGGUGGACGCCAAGCGCGUGGCCUGCGUGUUCGACAACGUCACGAACAUGUCCGGCCCGCCGCUCGCCGAGGUGAACUCGAGCUCUUGCGCCGCGUUCACGGGCGGCGCGCGCGCCGUGGUCGAGAGCCAGGUCAUCGACGACUACCUCCCCUUGCUGGCGGCCACCCUCAGCGUGUUCGCGGCGUCGGCGGCGCUCGUCUGCUGCGGCUUCUACUACCGCCGCGAGCUGCGCGUGUGGGUGCACGCCCGCUGCGGCCUGCGCAUGUGCUACAAGACCACGGCGUUCGAGGACGAGCAGGACCGCGACCGCCUGUUCGACGCCUACAUCAGCUACAGCGUCAAGGACGACGCCUUCGUGGCGCAGGUCCUGGCGCCGGGGCUGGAGCGCGGCGAACCGCGCUACCGGCUGUGCCUGCACUACCGCGACUUCAACGUGAGCGCGUACGUGGCCGACACCAUCGUCGAGGCGGCCGAGUCGUCGCGGCGCACCGUCGUCGUGCUGUCGCGCAACUUCCUGCAGUCCGAGUGGUGCCGCUUCGAGUUCAAGUCGGCGCUGCACGAGGUGCUCAAGGACCGCCGGCGGAGGCUCAUCGUCGUGCUGCUGGGCGACGUGCCGCAGAAGGACCUGGACCCGGACCUGCGGCUGUACCUCAAGACCAACACCUGCAUCGAGUGGGGGGACCGCCUGUUCUGGCAGAAGCUGCGGUUCGCCAUGCCGGACGCGCGCAAGGACCCUCUGCGGCGGCGACGCCGGCCCCCGGCGCCGCCGCCCGGCAACCCCCCUCGCAGCUCGGGCGCGACGCCGCCCCCGCCGCCGCCGCAGGGCAAGAUGCCGCCGUUCCUGCCGCCCCCGCACCACCACCAUCACCACCACCACCACGGCCACCGCGUCCAGAACGGCCAGCAGACUGUCGACAGGGAGACGCCUCGAAGACUGCCGCAGCCUCUGUGGGCGUAG